GUCACACUCUUCUUCCAUCCAAGUUGGUCAAAAAUAUCUACUCCUAACAUGUUGUCGAGGUUGCGCUCAGGAGCGUUGAAGCAAGCGGCUUCAGCUCCCAAACGGAGCCUGCCUUCAUCUGCUUCAGGCUCACGGGCCUCGGUUCGUUUUGCGUCUUCAAGCGCUUCGUCUUCGUCAAAUGUAUUCGAGUCCUUCAUGAACUCCCGUCUAACUCUCGCUUCCGCAACUUUAUUCACUACUGGCACCGUGGCCUGGUAUGCACACUUCUAUGGCACUCUACCUUUCCUCGGUGAGGUACACGCCAGUCACCUCAGCGAUGAGGGGCUGCAUCCUGUUGCCUAUCCUUGGCCUCACAAUGGCUUUUUCGACACAUUCGACCAUGCUAGCAUUCGACGAGGCUACCAAGUCUACCGCGAAGUCUGUGCAGCAUGCCACUCUCUUGACCGUAUCGCCUGGCGUAAUCUCGUUGCCGUCUCCCACACCGCCGAUGAAGCUCGCGCAAUGGCAGAAGAAGUUGAAUACCAGGAUGGACCGAACGAUGAUGGAGAGAUGUUUCAACGUCCAGGAAAGCUCGCUGAUUAUAUGCCUGCUCCUUACCCCAAUGAAGAAGCUGCUCGCGCUGGCAAUGCUGGUGCUCUUCCUCCUGACUUGAGUCUGAUUGUCAAGGCGCGUCACGGUGGUGCCGACUAUAUUUUCUCUCUUCUCACCGGUUACGUCGACCCACCGGCUGGUGUCGAAGUGCGUGAGGGCAUGAAUUACAACCCAUAUUUCCCCGGCGGUGCCCUUUCGAUGGCUCGAGUCCUUUUUGAUGGCUUGGUCGAAUACGAUGAUGGAACCCCCGCUACUACUUCUCAGAUGGCUAAGGACGUAGUGACUUUCUUGAAUUGGGCCGCUGAGCCUGAACAUGAUGAACGCAAGAAGACUGGAAUCAAGGCGGUUAUCCUGUUCUCUACUUUGUUCGUUCUUAGCGUGUACACGAAACGGUUCAAGUGGGGUCCUAUCAAGAACAGGAAGAUUCAGUACAACCCUCCCGCAGACAAAACAGGACAUUAGAGUUAGAAAUAAAAAUUUCCAUCGCAUAUGCUACGGGAGACUUAAUUUUGCUGAAUGGAAUCUUUCUUUAUACCUCGGUUGAAAUCUUUCUUCACUUGAACACUUUAUGGUAGGUGCUAACCCGGCACUCAGGCUGAUGACCAAGCCCAUCCGGGCAACGAGCUUGCCUGCAAUGUUGCCUGCGGGACAUGACAAGUAUCGCUCUCGCAGUACUUAUAAGGGCGUCUCGGUCUACCUGGCAGUUACUGCAAAUAGAUACGUUAGGUUAGUUUACGAUCUAUCAUUCUGACUUCAAACUCGAAGUUGAAGUUAUGACAUGACCGACCAGAUUUUGAAUUCACUAAGUAUGCUUGCAAUAUUCAUCCUGAGGGCCUGCAGUCACCA
This is a messenger RNA of Lentinula edodes (shiitake mushroom), 1437 nucleotides long. Its product is annotated as cytochrome C1 family-domain-containing protein. The coding region runs from base 49 to 1053 and encodes 334 amino acids. Lineage: Eukaryota; Fungi; Basidiomycota; Agaricomycetes; Agaricales; Omphalotaceae. Gene Ontology annotation, biological process: mitochondrial electron transport, ubiquinol to cytochrome c. Gene Ontology annotation, molecular function: heme binding; electron transfer activity. The record is from RefSeq and is a predicted model, not a curated record. The transcript is spliced from 7 exons.